Messenger RNA from Chrysemys picta bellii (western painted turtle), 843 nucleotides. Lineage: Eukaryota; Metazoa; Chordata; Testudines; Emydidae. The record is from RefSeq and is a predicted model, not a curated record.
AUGACAGUGGCGAACAUUGAAGAGUAUCGGCAGCUCUUCGAGGACAGGCAAACCCUGUACGGCUCCUGGGACACCUUGUUCACCAACACCAGCAAUAUCGCAAGGAUGUUUGGGAAGUACUUCAACGGAUCCGAGCACAUGGACUUCCUCUGCACUGCUAUUGAUAGCAUGAGAGACACCAGCGUCCAUGACUCGGUGGUGGCCAGGCACAUGCUGCAUGAGAUCCUGAUGGUCCCCGGCCCAAGGUUGGAGAGGGUGUCGGAGGCUGUGAUGAGCAUUUACAAGAACCUGGACUCCAUCAGCGAGCCGCUGUCCCGGAAGGAGCUGUUCAGGGCCCUUCUCGUGCUGGGCAACCAGUACAGCGAGGAGGUGGUCAGAACCCUGCUGGGCUGCUCGCUGUCAUGUGACAGCGUUGCUGCGGAGAUGUGGCGGAUGCUGGCAUCCCACUGCCAGACCAUAGAAAAGGUCCUAAAGGAGCUGCUCAACACGCUGCAGGAGCAGCCGCUGCACCACCAUCAUGUCUCUCAGAGAGAGGCCCCCUUGGCCGUAAGUAUCAGCCCCUGCAGCAAGGGAAGGAGCGCCGUGUGUCCCCAUCACUGCCUGAGGGUGUCUCUCAGUCUCCCACUGGGUAUAGUCAUUGGACCGAAGAGAGAGAGCGUGUCUCUAGCCAGUGCUAUAGUCGAGCCGGAACACGCCGAAACGCUCUCCUGGUGCUAUUCAGCAGCACUCCUAGAACCACAGGGUGAGAAGGGAUCGCAGGGUCAGCUUGUCCAGCCCCCUGCCACGAGGCAGGACUUGUUGUGUCUAACCCACCCCAGACAGAUGGCUCCAGCCUCCUUCUGA